Messenger RNA from Closterium sp. NIES-65, 993 nucleotides. NCBI's taxonomy places the organism in Eukaryota, Viridiplantae, Streptophyta, Zygnematophyceae, Desmidiales, Closteriaceae. The record is from the annotation of a GenBank genome assembly.
AUGGAUAGAAGUAGAGAGGCUGGAGAGCAGGGGGGAGUUGCUGGUGGAGGAAUGGGGACUCACCAACCAGCCAACCCUACGCUACCUACUUCUUCUACACCAUCUCCUACUACCGUGGAUCCUGUGAAAGCUUUCUCUAUUGAGAAAUUCAUGGGGGGGGGACUACGAGCACUGGAGCUUCCGCAUGAGGCUGAUGUACACCCAAUACAAGCUAUUGGCUCUGGUGGAGGGGAAGGAGAAAAUGCCGGAGGCCACGGAGCUGAAAUGAGCAUGGAUGAAGCGCUCGUUCGACGCGUACAUGCUCAUGCGAUCAACCUCAACUCCCAACAACCCCAAUGGAGCGUGGAUUACAUUCGCGCGCGCAUCCUAGAGGAGGACUUGCCGCGGCAGAGUGUGGAGCGCUCGGAGGAGGGGGCUGGCUAUGGAGUUGGAGGUGGAAAGAGUGGCUUCAAGAAGAAGUGGAAGGGCAAAAACAAGGACAACCCUAAGGAGGAUGGCGGCGGGGGUCAAUGGGAGGUGUGCUUCUACUGCAAGAAGCGCGGACAUCGUUGGCGGAAGUGCUACCAACGACCCAAGGAUUGGACCCUGCCUUCAUCGAGCAACCUGCAUGGUGGCAAGAGGAGUGGGGGAGUCAUGGGAGCUAGUGGAGAGGAGAAGGAGGAGGAGAAAGGCGGCAAAUCUGAGGAGCGGAAGGCUGGGUUCUUCUUCUUCGUGAACGAAGGCGCAACCGACCUCGCUAUGGCUGCCAAGCUGCACCUUGAUGAACUCCAUGGGUCAGAGCUGACCAGUGACCACAGUGGCGGUGGUGAGCAGCAAGUUUCUGGUCUUGCUGGAGAGGAGGGGUUGGAGGAUGAGUCGGCACGUGUGGACUCACCAACUCAGCCCGAGCCUGCUGCAAACGCCAAGGUCACCAAGAGGAGUGUGCAGAGAGGAGCUUCACCACAUGGGCAGCAGACUGCAACCCGCGAGAAGAGAGUGGCAGCAGCACCCUGA